This is a messenger RNA of Saccostrea cuccullata (small rock oyster), 3591 nucleotides long. RefSeq lists its product as uncharacterized. NCBI's taxonomy places the organism in Eukaryota, Metazoa, Mollusca, Bivalvia, Ostreida, Ostreidae. Gene Ontology annotation, cellular component: BLOC-3 complex; cytoplasmic vesicle; lysosomal membrane. The record is from RefSeq and is a predicted model, not a curated record. The transcript is spliced from 19 exons. Gene Ontology annotation, molecular function: DNA binding; DNA-binding transcription factor activity, RNA polymerase II-specific; guanyl-nucleotide exchange factor activity. Gene Ontology annotation, biological process: regulation of DNA-templated transcription; protein targeting; melanosome assembly.
AUGACAUCAGAGAUUGAAAAAUCGCGGACUGAGAACCAGAAACUUGUUAAGAAUUUUACGGAAGAAGAGGACGAAGAAAUUGAUGUCGUCGACGAAACAGACUCUAUAAACGACUCCACGGAAACCCCAGAAUCUCCAACUGCGGAUGAUGAUGACACAGACGAGGUCUCCGCAGCGAAGAAACAGCGCCGGAACCGCACGACGUUCACCUCGGACCAGCUCCGGGAGUUAGAGGCGGUGUUCCAACACACCCACUACCCGGACUGUACGCUCCGGGAACAGAUCGCUGAAAAGGUGGAUCUAACAGAGGCCAGAGUGCAGGUUUGGUUUCAAAACAGACGAGCAAAAUGGAGGAAACAGGAGAAAAACAUCGUCAGGAUGUUUGAUGUCUUCCGACACCGGAUUGACCCGUUUCCCAUCAUGCCCCACCCUCUGUCUUACAGCCCUUCAGCAUUUUCCUCCGUCCGUCCAUCUCUGUUUCCAUGGUUACCCCGGCUUCCUCUCUCCAUGCCACCGAUGUUUCCCAUUUCUCCACUUUUACCGGUCAGACCUUCUUAUAAAGGUGACACGCCUGCGGGACCACUAAGCAAACACAGCAGUGACUCCAUGAAGUAUUACAACUCGUACGCAAGAGACUAUCUACAGAAGUUCUCGUCCGAAAAUAGGGACAAGUACGAAAGAGAGGGCAAAGAUCGCCUGAGGUUAAAACAUUUCAUCUAUAGUACAGAGUCGCCAUCUUGUGGUGGUUUCCCGUCUUAUGAUUAGUCAUGUGAUCAAAACAUGUCCGCUCUCAGGAAAAAUGGAGUGGGUGUUUUCUUUAUAUAUGAUCACACGAUGCUCCAGAAAGAGGAAGAUGACCUCAAAGAUGCAAUUCUCUACUUUUAUCCCCCAUUUGUGGAGGAGAAUGACCAGUGUGCCAUGUGUGGUCAGUUGAUGGGAAUGUCUGAGUUCCUGUCCACCACCCUCAGUCAAUCACCCCCAUGUAUCUUUGCUCUAAAGCGUGGAAAGUACUGCCUGAAGAGAAUUGGAGAUUAUAGUUUAGGACUAGAAGGAAAUCAGGUGGAUUCCAAUGACCAGUUAAAACAGCAGCUGGAUUUCCUGUACAAUGCUUUUGUCCUGUAUUGUGGAAGUAUAGUAAAUAUCAGAAAUCAGUAUCUUGGUAACCACCAGGGGUUUUUACGAGAGCUGCGGGGUAUCUGGGACAUACUGUAUCCCUGUGGCUCGUGGCAUGACAGUUUUCUUACACAAGCAUUCCAGAUCCAGCCAUCCCUAAACAUUCCUAAGGGUAGAGGAGAACUUUUCCUUCAAGCUUCACACAUUUUACAGUCUAGUCAGAGAAGACCAGGGGUCCUGGUGGGACUUGUCAUGUACAAAAAUAGAGUUUUGUGUACUCAAGCAUCACCUGAGCUGAGUAGGAAGUUAAUACUUGUAACACCACAGCUUCCCUGUCUGUCUGUCAAUACAGGGGUGGAUCUUCCCGUGGGAAUUAGACUAGUUACCAUAUUUUUGACAAAUGAGGAAUUUUCUACAGUUGGACUCAAGAAACAUGCUGGGAACAGGCACUGUAAAACUUCUAAGUUUGUAUGGACUACUUAUAAAUCUGAAAGCCAUCAAUCAGCAAGAACUCAGAGCAGGGGAGAGAACUCAAAACGAAAAGAAAUGGAAAUGAUUCCUGAAAAAUUAGAAUCCAUUUCAGUGAGUGAGAAAGACAAGGGAUAUCUCUCUGAUACUUCUGUGGAAUCAAAGAAAAGUAAAAAUAGGAAGAAUAGCAAUCUAUGGACCCCAGCUGAUCACCCCACACAGAUUACCCAGGGGUUUGAAUCUCCGUCAGAUCCAGCGACUAACGCGGACAAUACCUCAGAACAAGAGGUCUCCAUUAGUGACUUAGAGAAUGAAAGUCCAAAGAAUAGAAAUAAAGAGACACUGAUUGAAGUGGAAUUUACCAACGAUGAAGACUGCACUCAAAAUAAUGUUAUAAAUAGCAUUUUGUCCAGUUCUAAUGAUGAUGUCAAGCAUAUUAAUAGAAAAAAUGUGAGUUCCGAGGUGACAAUAUUAGCCGAGGUCCAUUCCACUGUUGAGACAAAUAGUAUUGAAGAAAGUGAUGCAAAUAAUUCUGAUAUUGGAAUAACAGUAAAUGAUUCUGAUGAAGGAAAAAUACGGGAGAUAUCUGAUAAAGUUCCACAAGAUGUGACACUGUUACAUUCCGGUGAUGAGCUGCCACAGUGCAUAACUCCAGAACAACUGUCUGAUAUGGACAGCAGACUUUCUGGGACUGAAUCUGAAAUUCAAACAACUGCUGACUCUCACUCUUCUUCUGAACAGCUGAAAGAGAGGCUAGAAUUUCCCGGCGGAGUGUCGUCAGGGUUAGGGGUGUCAUGUGAUGAAAUGAGUGAUGCAGUGGUAGAGGAAAGAGUUCCGCCGAGCUCUGUUGAUAGCAGUAUACGAAGCUCUAAAUACUCCUCAUUUAAAUCCAGUCAGUUUGAUUCUCUCACCAGUGAAAGUACACUUCAAGAAGAAGCCACGUGGUAUCCUGAGCUGGAUGAUCUUCAGGACGCCAUUUUAUAUGUUCAAGGUCACUCUGAUAUUUCGCUACUUCUUCUGUUGGAGAGUUCCAGUGUUCCUGACUAUAAGAUAAUUCAGAGUUUGUGGAAGAAUGCCCUUCCUCAAUUAGCUGACCUGGACAGCUCAUUAAAGGAUGUCUUGAGUGAGGAGCUAGAUGAGAGUUCAUUGGAUGGAUCAUCUUAUCUGAAGUAUGAUUCUUUCUUCAGAAGCCUUUCAGGGAAUGUUUUACAUCCAGUAGCCAGUCAGGAGGAAGAAUUCCAGAGACUAGCAGCAUCCAUCCAUUUAGCAUUCAAAGAGAAUCAGAACAUAUCGGAUAUUCUGUUUCAGUCCCAGUCUGCCAGCUGUCUGGGUCAUAAGAAUGACAGUGAGGAAAUCUAUCUGACUUCUCUGGAAACAGACACCAAGGGAAUAAAAACACCAAGUUCUCCGUCAUCUAUUGACUCAAGUCUACAAUUAAGUAUGUCAACCAAUAAAGUCACGUUUUUAUAGUAUCCCAGUACAUCUCCUGUUCAUUUGAGUUGUCGAUUUUCUCCAUUUCAUACAUGGAACUUUUUGUCUGUUGAUAUGCAUUGUUUUUAUCAGGAAAUCAAUUACAAUUUAUAAUUUUGCUGUUUGUUAAAGUAUAUACUGGUAUUCAUUUCGUAAACAUGUACAUGUGAUAGUGAAUGUAAGGGCCAAAGUGUGAAAAUGUUUCAUUACGAUCUAAUUUACUUAGACAACUGAUGAAAUUUUAUUUACUUGCUCAUCUUGUGUUAUGAAUUUCACUGUGUAUCAAACAGUUGAUACAAACAGCUUUGACAGAAAAAUGUUUUUACAUGUGUGUUCUUGAACAGCUGUAUCCAAGGAUUUUCAAGCCAAAUAUUUUUGUGUGUAAAUUAGAUACUCUUAUUUUAACAUAUCAAGGCUUUAUAUGCAAAUGUCCAAUUAUUUAUUUCUUGUAUAAUCUUUUAGCAAUAAUGCAAAAUGCUGAAAAUAUAACAUUUUCUUUUAAAAUGUUUAUGGUCAAUUAAUACCCCAGUAGUAUUACCA